CUCUCUCGUCUGCGUCAUGGCUGCGGCGGGGCUGGAGCGGGCCCUACGGGAGGCUGCGGCGGGGCCGGAGCGGGUCGGGGAGGAGGCGGCGGCAGCGCUGGGAGCAGUGCGGACUGCGCUGGCGGCGGCGGGGGGCGCGGCAGCCCUCGGGAAGCGAGAGCGGGCACUCUUUGGAGCCUUUUUGCGGAGCCUGGCCGGGGCGCCCCGCGCUGCGCGGCCCGAGGGCGUGUGGCAACGCUGCUUCCUGGAAGGGCCGCCCGUGCCCGUGUUCUGCGUCCUGCUGGAGACCCUCGGCUGCCCACGCCCUAGCUUACAUCCGAGAGAGGUGGUGGAGGUUCUGGAGCAGUUCCUGCAGGAGGGACGGAUGUUGGCUCUGCUGUGGGAGGUCUGUCAGCAGCCAGUCCAGGCUGGCUCCCAGGAGCCGCAAGAGGCCCUGCUCAACAGGAUUGUGUGUUUGCCCAGCCACGUGAGCAAUAAACUGGAGGGGAAAAACCCACCAGUGUUCUUCCCCCAGAACUACUUCCCUCUCUUGGGUGGUACAAUUAUCCAGGUGCUGCAGAAGAUCUCUGAUUCUCUAAGAGGUGGCUUGGAUUGCUCAAUCUCUUUUGUUUCGCAUGUCGUGGGGAAGGUAUGCACUCAUGGAAGACAAAAGGAAAUCCUGGGCAUUCUGGUGCCCGGCCUGAUGGAGCUCACCAAGUCAGACUGCAUCUGGCAAAGAAUUUGCUGGCGACUGGUUGAAUGUGUGCCAGACCGCUGGAUGGAGGCGGUGGUCCUUGGUUUUGUGCAGCAAACACCUGGGGCAGAUGUCCUGUCUAGGUUGCUGGGAAACUUGGUUGUGAAGAACAAGAAAGCUCAGUUUGUGGUGACACAAAAGGUGGUGCUCUUGCAGUAUGGCCACACGACUGCAGUGCUACAGAACCUCCUUGGCUACCUGGCUGUGGAUAGCCUUCGGCGUGCCUUGUUGAUCAAAGUGCUGCAAGAACUAUUGGAGACAUGGAGCAGCAGCAGUGCUGUGAGACACUCGCCACCUGAGCAGCAGCAGUAUAUCAGCAAGGCCAUACUUAUCUGCCUCUCCCACCUGAAGGAGACUGAAAUCGAGAGCUGCAGACAAGAGCUUCUCACAAGCAUGAUGGAGGGUGUGAAAUGCCACUUGGACAGCAGCCUGCCACAAAUACGGCGUCUGGGCAUGAUUGUGGCAGAGAGCAUUAGUGCAAAAAUAAACACUGAUGGGCCCGUCCUGAAGUUUCAGUAUGAAGAAGAUGAUGAAGCAAGAGAGCUGAAGUCCCUCCUGGUGCAGACUCCACCAUUCUGUGCUGUCCCCAGCCUUCCACGUGAUGACAGGAAUGAGAAAGCAGACACUGCACUACCAGUGGUAUUGGAAAGUAAUGACAAAUCACAUACAGCAGCCCCUGUGAUGCCGGAUGAGGAGCUGGACACUGAGAUUGACAGUGAUGAUGACCUCAUCCCUUAUGACAUGUCAGAGGAUAAAGAAGUAAAGAUUAAGGCUCCUAUGUAUAUCCGAGACUGUAUUGAAGUCUUGACAGGAUGUGAAGAUAUGGACAAAUGGGAAGCUGCAAUCAAGGCUCUUGAGAGCUUGGUUCGAAAGAAUCCAGAGGCAACAAGAGAGGUUAGCGUGGAGCUGGCAAAGAUACUGCUGCAUCUGCAGGAGAAAACCUGUAUUGAAGGCUUUGUGGAGCUCCGACAGAGAGCUCAAGUAGCUGUUUUAACCACAGAUCCAAUACCUGUGACAAAGUACUUGACAUCCCAAUUCUAUUCUCUGAACUACAGUCUUAAUCAGCGCAUGGACAUUCUUGAUGUAUUGGUUUUGUCAGCUCAGGAGCUGUCCCAUCCCAAAUCCCAUUGGAAGACCAAGCAUUCUGGUGCCCCAAAACCUUGUAUCCAGCUCCUUCCUGAAAGUGACAGCUCUAAGGACUGGAGAAGAAUUGUUGAUGAGAGAAUCAAAAACAAGACUCGGAGAUUUGCUACGGGUCAGUCUCAAGUGGAACUGGCUUCCAGCCCAAAUGAGUUCAAUUCUGUUGCUGGACACUUCUUUUUUCCAUUGAUUCAGCACUUUGACAGGCCUCUGACAACAUUUGAUCUCCUGGGGGAAGAUCACUUUGUUCUUGCAAGACUGGUCCACACUUUAGCAGUCUUGAUGUAUUUGGCUGUCAACACUGUGGCAGUUGCUGCAAUGGGAAAGGCACUGCUGGAGUUUGUUUGGGCUCUGCGCUUCCACACUGACUCGUACGUGCGCCAGGGCCUUUUGUCCUGUAUCGCCUCCUUGCUCUUCAGUGUCCCUGCAGAGUGUCUUCUGGAAGACAUGACAGAAGAGCUUUUGGAGACUCGGUCUUGGCUGGGAGAUGUGGUGGAGAAAGAUCCUGAUGGGGACUGCAGGAGACUGGCUUUGCAGAACUUGCUGUUCAUGGAGAACCUGAAAAAGAAACUCCAAACUGCCCCUUCCUAGCUGGAGGAUAAAAGAAAUGACCUUUUUCUUGUGCUCCUGCCAGCUGGAUGUGUGUAGGCGCUGCCUGGGCCUCCAGCAGUCAUCUGGCUGGAGGAGGGGAAGAAAGGGGAAGGGUGCAGAGCUGUGAACUAGCAAACCUGACUUGACAUCUGGACUUUGUAGUGGAGGCCAACUUAGUGAGCUACUGCUAUCCGGUACAGCGUGUACAGAUGCAGGAAGGUAGGCAAGUGCUGCCAUCCUCCACCCACCCCCACCCCUGUUAUUUAUAACCUUGGCAGGUUUGAGUGCUCUUCUAAAAAUACAGGGAAGAUCUCAUAGCAGGCUUCUUGUCAGAAAAAGAGAGGGUGGAGGGGGCCACGCACCUCCAGGGCUAAGGCUCCCAUGUCUUCCAGCUGUUAGCAUUUGGUCCAGUAGUUCCUGGUCUGCUGUUGGAGGGGUAUACAGAAUGCCACUGCUGGUGAGAUGCAAACUGGACAGCUGAAGUUCUGAACAUGUGCCAAGCCUUAAAGGCUUGAGCUAAAGCUGCACAGUGGUUAGGGGAGAACAUAGCAGGAAUUCUUUUUGUAUCAUCUUAGUACAGAAAUAAGUUUCUAUUAAAGGACAGCUAACACUCAGAUUUUUGACCUUAAAAUCUGUCCCUCCCCUUCUUUCCUGAAAGCAUACAGUUCAGAAACUUCACAUUCACCCCAAGUUUUGAAGCAAGUCACAAAACAGGAAAAAGAAAAUCCCUUCUCAGCAGAAGGGCUGGCAGGUAGUAUGAAAUGUAUGAGAGAGACCUUCAUGGGCAGGAUGACAGGCUUAAAGGUGAGCAAAGUCUUGGUUGCUUACGCUGGGGUUCACUUCUCAUGUGAAGCCCAGCUUCUUCCCAUGCCUGGGAAGAAAUUUGCAGCCUAAAGCCUGAUUAGUACAGUGCAGCUUGACAUAACUGAUGUUUGGAAAAGAAACUUCAAAGUGAAACAGCUUGAGCCAUGGGAUUAGAGCAGAUGUGACCUCAAGGGGUCCCUUCCACCCAAACCAUUCUGUGAGUCUAAGGUUCAGUCAGAUUUCUGUAAGUGGCUCUAGCCUGUGUGACCCUGUAAUAUAUUUAAACACAAAAACUUUGCUUUGGAGGAAGGCUCCUCCAUUCUGCUGGAGUUUGACUGGACUUUUAGCCAAGCUCCUACCCAAGCAAGAUAGGGAUUGUUUUCAGAAGUUGUGACUUCCAGGGAAUGACCAGUCAGUUUGCACCUCAGCAGAUCAAAGCUGGACUUGAAAACUUUUGUCACCUCAGGAGCUUUCACCUCAGUUACUCAGCUCUUUUCUGUACUUGGAAAAAGACCUGAAGUUACAAUAUACAGUCCUUGUUGGGUUUAUUUCCCCCUCAAAUUCAUUAAAAUACUAAAACCAGCUUCAUAA
Pezoporus occidentalis (night parrot) is the source of this 3859-nucleotide messenger RNA. RefSeq names its product telomere maintenance 2 (gene TELO2). Gene Ontology annotation, biological process: telomere maintenance via telomerase; protein stabilization. Bases 17 to 2464 code for a protein of 815 amino acids. The record is from RefSeq and is a predicted model, not a curated record. Gene Ontology annotation, cellular component: cytosol. The transcript has 20 exons. Gene Ontology annotation, molecular function: telomeric repeat DNA binding; Hsp90 protein binding. NCBI's taxonomy places the organism in Eukaryota, Metazoa, Chordata, Aves, Psittaciformes, Psittacidae.